GUACAUUACUUCCCAAUGGCAGAAGUCCUAAUGUGUUGUCGUUAGCACACACCGUUGUGUGCUUGUUUGCUGUCGAACGGAGAGGAGGUAGAAAUAUGACAGGGAAACGAAAAACUAAAUCUACUCCUCAGGAGUCAGAUUCUGCCGACGGGCAGAAGAAAUGCCGUCCGGAGGAGCCGACAGCGAGACCGACUACCGCUGAGGUACCGACCAGACUGAGGGAGGAGGUGGAGAGACUCUAUAAACUGACGAUGCCUGAAGACUUCUACCUCUUCUGGGACUUCUGCUCCCUGCUCAGCCCCGAUAACCCCGGGGACGCGCUGAAGGAAAUCCUGGGUUUGAGGUUGGUUGGCCCGUUUGACAUUCUGGCGGAGGCCCACCGUAGCUCAGCCAACCCCCAGCCCAACUACCACCUACACUGGAGGUACUUCUACGACCCUCCGGAGUACCAGACCGUACUGCAAGGGAAUGGAGACAACCUGCUACACCUGGGUUACUACAGGUAA
This is a messenger RNA of Oncorhynchus tshawytscha (Chinook salmon), 506 nucleotides long. Its product is annotated as histone PARylation factor 1-like. Gene Ontology annotation, cellular component: nucleus. The record is from RefSeq and is a predicted model, not a curated record. The coding region runs from base 96 to 506 and encodes 136 amino acids. The transcript is spliced from 3 exons. Gene Ontology annotation, molecular function: histone binding; poly-ADP-D-ribose binding. Lineage: Eukaryota; Metazoa; Chordata; Actinopteri; Salmoniformes; Salmonidae. Gene Ontology annotation, biological process: regulation of protein ADP-ribosylation; DNA damage response.